AUGAAGCACGAAAAUAAUGAUGACAAAGAGACUCAGGACUCUAUAAACCAGCAACAAGAUCAGAACGUGGAUUAUAAAAGUAUAAUAAUUCCUGAUAAUGUUUGGGUCGCCUGGCCAAAUUAUUCUUCUAUGGAUCCUAAUUCAAAUUUAUUCGCCCUCAAUCAGAACUAUAUUCCUAGCUCAGAAAAAGAGUCCCAAGCGGCUGCUGGAAGUCAAGGAGGCAAGAAAAAGCGGGGGAGAAGGCCAUUGCGUCCUUUUGAUCCAAUUAAGAAAAAGACUGACUCCCCCCCCUUUAAAUUGGAACAAAAUAUAGGUAGAAUUUCCACUUUUUUGGUAAAUUAAACCCCCCUUUAAAUUGGAACAAAAUUUAAUUUUAUAAUAAAAAAUUUUAUAUAUAUAAAUCAUAAUUUUUAUGUAAAAGUUUUGAUAUAAUUUAAAUGUUUUUCUUCUUAACUAAAAUUAAAAAUUUAGUUUUAUCCUGCUCUUAUUUAUAGAAUAGAGUAUAAAGAGCAUUUUAUUUAAAAAAUUUAUUAUCCUUAAUUGUAAAUUUUUUAAACAAUUUAAUUUUUUUUUUUAAAAUAUUUUCGAAAAAAAUUUUAUUUUUUUUGAUAAAAUGAUAUUUUUUAUUUAAAUAGCUUUGAUAUAAAUUCAAUAAAAUUCUUUACAAAAAUUCAAAAUUUACUUAUCUCUUGCUUUAUUUCAAAGAAUAGAGUAUAAAUAACAUCUUAUUUAAACAAAAUUAGCACUUUGAUUAAUAAAUUUUCUAAAAUUUUUUUUUUUUAAUUUUUUUUUAUCAAUAAAAAAUAAUAAUUUUUGUGUAAAUAGUUUUGAUGCCAAUUAAUAGUGGCGUAUUAAUUAAUAAUAAAAUUUUAGUUAUAUCUUGCUUUAUUUUAAAGGAUAAAGAGUAAAUAGCAUUUUAUUAAACAAAUUAUUAAUCUAAUUCGAUAAAUUUUUGAAAUUUUUUUUUUCUUUUAAAUUUUAUAUAAAUUUUUUUUUUAUAAAAAUUUUAUAAUGAUUUUUUUUUUAAAAAAAAUUUUCUUAACCCCCCUUUAAAUUGGAACAAAAUUUUUAGUUCCAAUUUAAAGGGGGGGGGAGUGAGGAAAAAGAUAAGUACUGACUUCGAUCAUUUAGAAGCUAUAUGAAAUUUAAUUAUCCAAAUAUUGAAUCUACAUUGACUGACGAAGAAAAAGAUUUUUGGCUUGACCAUUUAGGAGGAAAUGGAAAGCCUGAUAAGGGAAAUCGAUUUUUAUCAUAUGGGAAAAAGUAUAAGGACUAUCUUUUUUCUCAUCAAACUUUUGUUGAGCAAUUUCAGAGCUGGUUCAGCAACUAUGGUCAAUGUGAGCUAGUAAAAAAAUGUAAGCCUGAAACUGAUCUGUGGUUCGUAUACUAUGAUUAUGCGUCAAAAGAGCUUUAUAAUUACACUCCACAAAAGGAAAAAAUACCAGAGCAACAGUUAAGUGAAGUAGAAAAUAUUGAGAAGACCCAAGAGCAAAUUCUGGAAGAAAUGAUGCGGUUUUAUAUGUCGAUGGGAUGGGCAUAUGCAAAUUUUCCAUUAGAAAACCAAAAUAAAAAAAUGUUGUAA
Messenger RNA from Blepharisma stoltei, 1582 nucleotides. Lineage: Eukaryota; Ciliophora; Heterotrichea; Heterotrichida; Blepharismidae. The record is from the annotation of a GenBank genome assembly.